Molecule: messenger RNA, 2232 nt
Organism: Cherax quadricarinatus
Lineage: Eukaryota; Metazoa; Arthropoda; Malacostraca; Decapoda; Parastacidae
Source: RefSeq, a predicted model, not a curated record
AUGACCCAACUUGUUCAACACUUCUGGUGCUAUGUAAUUCGGUUUUCCACAUUUUGUUACAUUCCUGUAGGUGGCAAGGCCAAAGUCUCCUAUCUUCAUGAGCAUGUCUUCAGUGUGGAACAUGUUGCCCAGUUUGAGGUCCCUGUGUAUAACUUGCAGCUGGUGCAUGUACGCUACCCCUUCCACCAGUUGAGGCAUGUAGUAGCACACCUCGGGCUCCGUCAGUGUGCGUCAGUGCUUCAACAUGUGCACCAAACUCCUUCGGGCACAGUUCUCGAGGAUGAUGUAGACGUUGGCAUCAUUUUCGAAGUAGUUGUGGAAGCAGACGACGGGGCGAUGCCGCAGAUCUCAUAUCCAGACCAUGUGAUCAAGCUUACUGUUCGUGACCUAGGAAGAGAGGACUUGCUGGAAUCAGUAGCCAGACGAUUCCAUGAGAGGAUACUAGUUGGCCAGGGGAAGUAUGAACUGCUGAGUCUAUUACGUUGCCACGAUGCUUUUACUACCAACCCUGAGGAUGCACGCAUCCAUGCUGUUCCUUUGCACCAGUUUCAGGUCAGUGCUCACAAAAAGUGGAGUCAAGAACAGCCAACAAUCAGUAUUGUACUGACAGCAGAGUAUGUUGGCUGGUCCAAUGGUCCAUACAGCAGUCAGCAUGAGAAUGGAAUCUUCAUUGUGCCCUACAGUGAUCACUCAUCCUACCCAGAAUUGCUGGAGAUGGUGGCUCAGUUAGCACCCCGUCAAGUUGUACCUAUAGUGCAGCAGAAAUCCCCUAAAGGUUGGUGGGCAGAUUCAAAUGCUCCUGAUCAAGCAGUGAAAACGGAUAUGACCGUGUAUGACAAUUUCCUGACCUUCCCUCCACCGGAGCCAGUAAUAGUACCUGAGGCUAUAGUAGAUUUAAUGCGCAAGGGAGGCCCAUUUUCCUUAACCCACCAGCCUCGUCGGUGUGGCCUGCAUCGCGCUUUCACUCCCAGACCUAGAAGAACCAUGGGUGUAGUAUUUACCUCUCCUGAUCGCUCAUUUUCAUCACUUUCACAGCACACUGUAUCGCCUGCCCCUUCUUCAGUUUCUACCUUAGAUGUUAGUAUACCUGACACAUACACAGCAUACCACAGUGAUUUUUCACCUGUUGCAAAAAGCUCACCAGACUUAAAGUUACUACACUCUGUUAAUGGAAAACAACUAGAUAUACAGAAUCUCAAUGAAGAGGUUCCAAAGAAUUCAAAAUUGGAAGAUAAGCCUUCUCAGUCAAGAGUUUUGCCAGCUCCACAGUCUUCACUACAAGUAUCAAAUGCUACCUUUAAACAGUGUUCAUUCAACUCUGAUAAUGGAACGCCUUCCAAGAAACAAAAAAUUAGUGAAGUAUCUCACGAUCCAAAACCAAAUGGUGACCUCUUGUCAACUUUUUCUCCUGUAACUAAGUCUAGAAAUACAGAAAUCAGUUCUCUCAGUAGCAGCAGAGAAACCCUGAAGAAGCUUUGAGUAGAGAACGCAAGGUGUGGGUGAAGCAAGCUGUGUCGUUGAUGUCAGCUCAAUGUGAUCGACUGAGCAAUAAAGAGACUGCAGAAAAUUAUGAUUUCUCAACCUUGGCAGAUGAUACUUGGGCAGUGUAUAGAUCUCUUAACUAUCUUUUAGGUUUAAUGUAAAACUUGAAAUUACAGUAACACCCUUUUUACAAAUGUAGUCAAAAUAACUUUGUUUUGUUCUAACUUUUCAAGCUAAAUUUUAUGUUUGUGAUAAUUUAUCUCUAUAUAUCAUGUGUUUAUUACUAAAUUUAGAAAGAAAGAAUUUUGUUUUUCUUUUUAGGUCACCCUGUCUUGGCAGGAUACAACUGGUGUGUUAAAAAAAAAAAAUUGUGUUUAUGUGAGUUACAAAUAUUGCAAGUUAAAGCACAUACUGCAGCAUAAGUGUGAAAUGUAAACCUAGUAAAUGUCGUAUGUACACUCUUAGAAACUUGUACUCAUAUUAAGUAUAGACUUUUAUUUUCAUGUCUGUUUCUUAAUAUGGUACAUAUUUCAUGAAUAGAUGGAAAUAACUGGGACUGUAGCUAUGUUCCUGUCAUGUAGCAGGUUCAGUAUUGGACCUCCUACACAUUGGCACCACACUUCAAUUUCCCUGACCAUUCUUCUGUUUAUUCAGUGACGGUCAUUACACUAUGUCAGUGGAACGCCUUCCUUCUGAACAAAAUACUAAUGGAAAAAUAAAUAAAUAUAGAAACGACUUUAGGAAAAAUAA